AUGACCACCAGCGUCACCACUCAUUCUUCAUCGGUUCGUGGGGUCAGGGGCGGCACCCUGACCAGUUUGCCAAUGUCCAUGGACAGCUCGGGAAUGUCUCCCAACACAUCCACCUCGCUGCCUUCAUCGCCCGUCUCAGUGACCGCCAUGUCUGGCCUGCUCAGCUCCAGAAACUUGGUACAGGAUGAGAAGCUUGUGGUAGCAACUUUGGCCACCCUCAACUCUGGAAGUGCCAGCAGCCUUAUCAAGCAGGACCUCAAGUGGAUCAUUCAGUCUCGGCGGAAAGCGGAGGGAAAAGCGGAGCUACAGGUGGAGUUUAAGAAACCUGUUAAAGAUGAGCUGACAUCCGAGGAGAUCAUGAAGCGCGCCAGGAGGCGAGAGCUGAACCGUUUAGCUGCACGCCGCUCCCGGGAAAAAGGGCAGAAGCGCAAAGAUUUACUUGUCGAGGAAAUUCGCAAACUGCAGUCUGAGAACUCUGAAUUGGUAAACAUUCUAGGAGACCUGACAGAAGAGAGGGACAACAUCAUUUUCAUCUUGAGGCAACACAUGAAACAGUGUUCGGACUACAAAGCCACACAGAGUGCAGCAAUCGGAGUGUCUCAGAAGGUGCUGGACUUACUGGGCUUCCCUUUGCUGUCUGCAAGUGAAGCACAAGUUCAGGACGUGUCGGAUCUCUACAUCAACACAGGGGAUAGCUGCUCGUCCCACUCACAGUCCCAGAGCCCUUGCGUUGUUGUCAAGCAGGAAAAGUGUGAUUUCUCCAGCUGUCCUGUUUCACCUGUGAUGGCUGGGGUCGGCACCCAGCUCAUGAUUGUCAAUGAUACAUCUAUGCCAGGUGGCAGCAUUAUUUAUGAUGAAUCAUCAUCAUCAUUCACCAGUCACAACAUCUUUAGUCCAGAGAGUCCUCCAGCAAAGUAUUCCUUCCCACUUGGCAAUCUCCAGUUUGAUUCCCCACCAAUAUCCUGUGCUGUUCCAUUACCACCACCACCACCACCACCACGGAGUUGCGCCCAAAGUCUUGAGGCAGCCAGUUCUAACGUGGAUACUUCUGACCAACAAGAAAUUAUCCAGUACAAGCACAAGCUCAUGAAAUACAGAAAACACUUCUCCCAAGCUUCACAGUCAUCCUUUGCAGGCAGCCGAGGCAGUCGUGCCAGCUUGGAACGCAGCUUUUCUUUUCCAUGUACGGUCAGAGAAUCUAGGUCAAACUUCAGUUCACCUGCUGUCUCGGAGUCUUACAAGCUAGAACCAUACAAGCUGGAACCAUGUAAACCAGAUGUCAUGACCUUACCUCAAGACCCCACAGCAAACCUGGCAUUGGCUUCAGACAAAACAGAGGAAUCAGUGGGCUGCCCACUUAAUUUGGCAGUUAGAAAAACACCCAGCACGCCGGAUAGUGAUCGGGAGAAAAUGUUUACUGUGAACCCAAUGGAUACCUGGCCACCGGCUGGGAUGAGAUCCAUGCCAUUCCGAAACCUUGAACGGAGAUGGUCAGUUGAUCACUCCCUCCCUGAGCCGCUAAACCUCAGCAGCAAGGUCAGGUCAGAGGUCAAGGGCCAUCACCUAACGGAGAUGACCCCCAGAAAUAACCCAGGCCAACAGAGAAGAGACAGUAGGCAUUCCGAAUUUAGUGUGGACACCUACAGAUAG
Messenger RNA from Candidula unifasciata, 1650 nucleotides. Lineage: Eukaryota; Metazoa; Mollusca; Gastropoda; Stylommatophora; Geomitridae. The record is from the annotation of a GenBank genome assembly.